GCAGCCAUAGUGCUGUGCCUGGAUGUAGGCUUGACAAUGAGCAAUUCUGCCUCCAGUGAGGAGUCUUCACUUGAACAAGCCAAGAAGGUUAUGACAAAGUUUGUGCAGCGACAGGUUUUUGCUGAGAGUAAAGAUGAAGUUGCUGUAGUUUUGUUUGGCACAGAUGGUACUCGGAAUGGCCUCGCCAGUGGGGAUCAAUACCAAAACAUUACUGUACAUAGGUCGCUAAUGCUACCGGAUUUUGAUCUGCUGGAAGACAUUCAAGAUGUGAUUAAAGCAGGCUCUGAACAAGCAGACUGUAUCCUUUCACAGUAG
Antrostomus carolinensis (chuck-will's-widow) is the source of this 315-nucleotide messenger RNA. Its product is annotated as X-ray repair cross-complementing protein 5-like. Gene Ontology annotation, cellular component: Ku70:Ku80 complex. The transcript is spliced from 2 exons. Gene Ontology annotation, molecular function: double-stranded DNA binding; telomeric repeat DNA binding. NCBI's taxonomy places the organism in Eukaryota, Metazoa, Chordata, Aves, Caprimulgiformes, Caprimulgidae. The annotation marks the transcript as partial. Gene Ontology annotation, biological process: telomere maintenance; double-strand break repair via nonhomologous end joining. The record is from RefSeq and is a predicted model, not a curated record.